This is a messenger RNA of Belonocnema kinseyi, 2259 nucleotides long. RefSeq lists its product as uncharacterized. Lineage: Eukaryota; Metazoa; Arthropoda; Insecta; Hymenoptera; Cynipidae. Bases 207 to 1934 code for a protein of 575 amino acids. Gene Ontology annotation, molecular function: sequence-specific DNA binding. The transcript is spliced from 6 exons. The record is from RefSeq and is a predicted model, not a curated record.
GGCGCUUGUUUUCUAUACAUAUUUUUGCAAAUUUCUUUCCUUCUUUAUUUGAGCUCAUUAAAUAAUUGUCGACUUGUCGAUUUAUUAUUUUUUGAAGAAAAAUCAAUAAAUAAAGUGUCUUCUCAUUGAAAAGGAAGAAAUUUGGAAUUAGAAAAUGAGUUAAUAUUGUGAUAAUAAAGUGUACAAAAAGAAAUUGAGAAGAUAAAAUGGGCGUACGAAGGUGUAUAGUUUUCGGAUGUAAAUCCGGUCAAAAAAGGGGAGUUACUAAAAAAGAAAAAGGGAAAAAGGUGCACUUUUUCCUGGUGCCUAAAGCAGAAGUUGAAUUGUGGCAACGCGCUCUAUCACGAAAGGACAUUGUCGUUAAAGCUGGACACGCAGUUUGUCAACGGCAUUUUUCUGACAAAGAUAUCCUCUGGAGGAAGGAAUUGAGAGGACCAGACGGUAAAAUACUCGGAGUGAGUGCGGACUAUAAAAUUCCUAAACUGCGAAAGGGCACCGUGCCAUCCCUUUGUCUAGGAAUCACUUCAAAACUAAAAACUGGACCGAAAUCUGAAAAAUCCACCUUAAAAAGUAAAGAAUCCCCAAAAAGUGAAGAAUCUAGUUCAACAGAAAAAUUAAUAACGACUCAAAGUACCGAUGAUACUAACAAUAUUGAUAGAGUGAAUCAAACUGAUAAAAUUGAUAAUAUUGGUAAUAUCGAUCACAAUUAUUACAGUAUGCACAAUGAUUACAAUGCCAAUAGCGAGACUGUUAAUAACCUGCACUCUCAAAUUGCAAAUGAAAAACUAAUAUUGAACAUCAAUCCACAAAAGGAAGUGAUCGAGACGAAUGCGGAAGUCGAAGACAGUCUCGAAGUUCAGUGUAAAAUCGACGACACUCCCUUGUUCGAAAUAAUUCACUGCAACGAGAAAAGUGUUGUCCGGCCGUUCGGCUGGUGUCGGCAAAAUAUGAAAUACGAUGGAAAGCGAAUGGUACACUUUUGUCAAUUUAUUCCCAGAAUGGACAAAGGAGUCGUGCAACCAGUCUGCACCAAACAGGUCCUAGUCGAUGAGAAUUUGAAAACGAGUAUUUUAAUAAUGCGCCAGCAAAUCGACAAGGAUAACUCGGCUGCGAGACAAGAACCUCUGCAGAAUAUCGAGGAUUUAGAAAAAUUAUUAAAAUUAGUCAGCAGUUGGAGACUCUGUCCUGGAUUGUCACUGACCGGAAGCGAUGAAAUUCAAGUGUCUUCGGCCCAAGCCUCGUCUGUUCAUCAGGACAAGGAGGGCCUCUGGCGAAGUGUCGAGUGUGCCAUGUUUCUGCCGGAAGGCACCCGAAACGGAAGUUGCGAAAAGUGUAGACUGAUUAAAAAGGUGAUUGCUAGGCGAAUGCUGAGGCUGAAAGUUAGAUCGCAAUUGCAGCGGCUUCGGGUGACUUUGAGCGAGCCACAGCAGAGGAAAUUGGACGAGAUGAGGAAGGAGAUGAGGACUCUGCGACGAGGCAGAGAUCGGGCAUUGGCUCGAAUAAAAAUACUCAAGGAGCAGAGAUUGCUGGAUUUGCAGAAGUUUAACAGUUCGCAGCGUACCUUGGAACAGCUGAUACUUGAAACGAAUCUUGCCGGGAAUCAGAAACUUGUCAUGUUGGAAAUAAUGGCGGCGUCGCGACAAACGGACACGAGGGCGAGGAGAUACACGAAAGUUUGGAUUGCCUUCUGUUUGACGCUUCACAGACGAUCACCUGUCACCUACAGGUUUCUGAGGGCCAAUAAUAUUUUGCCUCUACCCACGCCUCGAACGGUUUUAAGGUUUGCACAACACAAUCCACCUGUGACGGAUACUAGUCCUGCACCGGAUGGUAAAUUAGAUACAGUUGAAGAAACAAUUGAAGAUGUGAUACUUGAGGGUGAAGAAUUCGAAGACGAAAUACCACAAGUUGGAGUGGAGACUGAAGUGUCUUAAAAACUACAUUCCUGAGUUCAAAAAUUCUUAUAGAGAUAUAAAAAGAAGAGUAAAAAGUUUAUUAUAUUUAGGAGUGGAGAAAAAAAAUUUAUCAAGGAUUCAGGAAGAAGCUUGAAGUAAUCUCACAAAAAUAUUUUAAAUUAUUAAUUUCUCGAUACUUUUUUAUAAGCCACUCUUAGUUUUUUCUCCAUUAUUUUGUUCAUUUUUUCCUGAAGUUUGAGUUCCUACUGUUAAGUGCUUUUAAGUGUUUUUUAAUUUAUAAAAUGUUUAUUUAUAAUUAGGCGCUUUGUUUUAUGAACAUUAAAAGUUGACUGAUACUAAUAGA